Molecule: messenger RNA, 6715 nt
Organism: Wyeomyia smithii (pitcher-plant mosquito)
Lineage: Eukaryota; Metazoa; Arthropoda; Insecta; Diptera; Culicidae
Gene: if
Product: integrin alpha-PS2
Exons: 12
Coding region: 686-5482 (1598 amino acids)
Biological process (GO): cell adhesion mediated by integrin; integrin-mediated signaling pathway; cell-cell adhesion
Cellular component (GO): external side of plasma membrane; integrin complex
Molecular function (GO): integrin binding
Source: RefSeq, a predicted model, not a curated record
UUCGCUGUCAACCGUCGUGGAGUUUGCACGUGAAUACAAUUAGGUAGGAUAGAAGGAGUUUGUGUUCAGAGUGUUCCAGUGUACCUAGUUCUUAGUUCUAGAUCCGUCGUUUCGUUAGUAUACUUUUUGCGGUGGGUGUUAGUAGCAUUGGGUGGUGUGCAAGUGGUUCUAAUCAGGAGAAGGUGAUAAGAACGCGUGUAGGUCAUCAUUUGGGAGUGACGAAUCAGCAGCAGCCGAGUAUUGAUGAGUGUCAGCUGUAAUGUGUCAAUUGAAAAAGUGAGAGAAGAAAAUAGCAGAACAAGAAAAAUGGCACCCAAUUCAACCCAGCUUAUCUAGCAAAAAAGGGGGUUUAGUAACAAAAUUCUUCGCAAAAACCAGCCCGGGGGUGAAUGGUAGUGAUCGCAACCCACGAAGCGAUAAAAUACCUGCCGACAGUUUGUGAGCGCGCGUUGUUUUCGUCUGAAAGCGAGGAGAUCGGCCAAAGCAAAUAUUUACUUACCGAAUCGCGUCAAGCCGCGCACGCGGCUCUGAUCCCGACUUACUUUACCCGUCUGUCGUGUUUUAAGCGCGUUCUACCCGUCUUAUGUAUGUGGAAGCAGCCAGGCUCAAGUGAGUCCGGGCUUUAGUGCACCGCCAACCAGCCAGCAGCAGUAGUAGUGUGCGUCUCGAGAACACGGCGUCCGUAAUGGCUGCGUCGUCGGUAGGUGGGCCGGCAGUGACGGCAUCCAGAGGCAACAGCAGCAGCAGCAGUAGUGGUAAUAGCAGAAGCAGAAUCAAUAAUGUCAAUGUCAAAUCGCACCUGUUCCUAUCUGUGGCGAUAACGGCGCUGGCCGUGUCGCUACUGCUACCGGCCGGGGAGGCCUUCAACGUGGACACCGUGAACUAUGUCCUGCACGAGGGCACGGCCAAUUCGAUGUUCGGGUUCAGCGUCGUUCUGCACCAGGAACAGCAGAGAAGCUGGGUCAUAAUCGGUGCACCCACGGCUGACACGUCCGCCUACCAGGAGGGUGUGGUAAAUGGUGGCGCCGUCUACCGGUGCGACAUCUUCGUCGGCAACCGGUGCAAUCUGAUCCCGUUCGAUGCCAAAGGAAACUCGUUCAACGAUAAAAACGAACAAGUCGACACCAAGUCGAACCAAUGGUUCGGAGCGACCGUGGCCAGUGCCGGCGUGGAUGGACCUUUAGUGGCAUGUGCUCCCCGUUACGUAUUUCAUCAGCUGCAGCCCCGGAAGGUGGAACGAGUGGAACCGGUGGGAACCUGCUACAUCGCUCGGAACAAUAUGCAGCAGUUUGAUGAAUAUUCGCCUUGCCGAACAAUGUACUGGGGUUAUCAUCGGCAAGGAUCAUGUCAGGCUGGUUUCAGUGCCUCACUGACUAAGACGGGCGAUCGAGUGUUUGUGGGCGCACCCGGAAGCUACUAUUGGCAAGGACAAGUGUAUUCCAUUAAUACCGAAGCUGUGUUCCCCUAUAAACCCCCGCGAUAUGGUCAGUUUGGCGAAGGAGGUCAAAUCUACUCGUUCAGCUUGAACAACCCCCGGGACAAGGUGUAUUCGACGGGUGAGAGCACCUCGACGGAGGACGACUCCUACCUGGGCUACUCUUCGGCGACGGGCGAUUUCAACGGGGACGGCAGCAUGGGCGUCGCCGUCGGAAUGCCCCGGGGCGGUGGCCUCCUCGGGAAGGUGUUGAUCUUCUCGUGGAACAUGACCAAUCAGCAGAACAUCACCGGCGAACAGAUCGGGGCCUACUUUGGGUACUCGCUCGCAGUCGUCGAUGUCGAUGGUGACAAGCUGGACGACCUGAUUGUUGGCGCCCCGAUGUACACUGAACCGAACAACGAGGGGAAGUACGAAACGGGGCGGGUUUAUAUCAUCUACCAGGAUAAGGUGAAUAAGUUCCAGGAGGUCGAAACGCGGGAUGGCGUCAAUUCGAAGGCGAGAUUUGGACUGUCCGUGUGUUCGUUGGGAGAUAUCAAUUUGGAUGGAUUUGGAGACUUUGCGGUGGGGGCUCCCUAUGAUGGACCGAAUGGACGGGGGGCGGUUUAUGUUUACCACGGGUCGCCGACGGGACCGCUGCCGAAGCCAUCGCAGGUUAUUUUGGCGGAGGAUAUUGCUGGAGUUUCUCGGAUAUCGACGUUCGGAUUUUCCGUCGCCGGUGGAGUUGAUCUUGAUGGGAAUCAGUAUCCGGAUAUGGUGGUGGGAGCAUAUGAAGCUGAUAAGGCGCUGGUGUUCAAGUCACGCCCGGUAGCGGUGAUGGAGGCUAGCACACUGUUUGAGACUGAAAACAAGCUUAUCUCACUGGAUGAUGUGAACUGUACUUUACGCGAUCGGAAGCAAGUUCCUUGUACGGUAGUUAAUUCGUGCAUGAAGUAUAAUGGUAUCAACGUUCCACCAACUUUGGAUAUCGAGGUUUCGUGGCUCCUGGAUUCGAAGAAGUCGCGUAACCCGCGACUGUUCUUCAUCAACGAAGAAGGUCGCAAUCUCCGCAAUCAAUCGGUGCGGUUGUACCGAGGAAAGCUGGAGUGUAAAAGCGAACGGGUUUACAUUGCGGAGAAUAUUCGUGAUAAAAUCACCCCACUGGAGGUUGAGAUGAAAUACAGCUUGCGACAGAGUAGCUCCAGCGCGCAGGGCGGACGACGAGCCACUGUUGACCCAGUACUUGAUCAAAACCGAGGAACAGUUCAAAAAGACUCCAUCAACAUUCAAAAGAAUUGCGGACCGGAUAACGUUUGCAUACCGGAUCUUCGACUGCAAGUCAACAUGGUUGACGAAUACUUGCUUGGAUCCGGAAAGCUGCUGGCAAUCGAUAUUCUGAUAUCAAACUUCGGCGAAGACGCCUUCGAAGCCGGCUUCUACAUGUCAAUCCCACCGGAGUUGAAUUUCCGUCGGGUUGAGAAGGUUGGUGAAAUAAAGGAUACUCCCAUCCUGUGCACCACGCCGCCAGGGGCGACUAACGGAACGCUCAAGUGCGAUAUUGGAAAUCCGCUGUCCAGCGGAAAAGUCGUCAACUUCAAGGUACUACUUUCCCCCUCGAUCAAGGUCGGAAUGGCUCCGAGCUACGAUUUCUACAUGGAAACAAAUUCAACCAACGCGGAACUCACUGGAUCUGAUCUCGAUAACAUCUUUGAGAAGAGCGUUGGAAUCGCCAUUAAAACAGAUCUGUCGAUAUCCGGCGUUUCACAUCCGGAUAGCUUCCUGUACAAUUACACUGAAUACCGAACGGUGGAGGAAGCGGAAACAGAACACCAUCUUGGUCCGCAAGUGGUUCACAUCUACGAAAUACGCAACGAAGGACCGUCGACCAUCGACGAAGCGGAGUUCUUUGUCAUGUGGCCGUACGAAACGAAUGAAGGCGAUCCGCUGAUGUACCUUCUAGUGCAACCGGAAACCAGUGGCAACAUCAAGUGCCAACCUAGCAGCUACAUCAAUCCAAGGGAUUUGGCCAUCGAGAAUCCACGAAAAAGCUACCUGGAAAAAGUUGGAGCCUCGUUCGGCGCUCACGAAAGCUCCGCUUCUGUGAGUUCAACGGGAUUUUCUCGUAGUGAGACCACCGUUGGUGGCUCAACGUCGUCAAGUCAAAGUUCCGGGUCCAGUUCGGCCUCGCGCACUGGUAGCGGAGCAACACAUAGCGUGCAUCGCACGCAAACGGUUCUAACGGAUUCCGAUCGACGUCGGUUGGAUGACGAAGAAAACCAGGAAUCUACCGGAGAUGCUUCCUUUGUUCAUCGCCAGCGGGCGGAAAGUGCACAGGCGCACUCACAGUACGCCGCAGGCACCAGCGCCAACGCUGCCGGAGGUCAACGGUACGGAACUGAUCGAGACAGCAGCAGCAGCGGUGGAUCCAUGCGUGAGUACUCGCACAGCAGUAGCUGGAACUCGACUAGCAACAACGGAGGUCCAGCGGUGACGUUCAGUGCCAGCCGCAAUCGAACGGUUUAUCGGGGUGAAGACGGACGCGUUCGGGUUAGCGAAAGCAGUACCGAACAUUACGGCAAGUCGGUUGCAGCAUUUGCCGGCAUCGGAGCGAACGUUGAUGGCCAGAUGUUGCACAAGGAAGACUUCAGCGAUAUCUACCGGCAGGAGGAGAGCCGUAGUCGAACGGCAGGAGGUGCUGAUGGAAGUACGUCGUUCCGUGUGGGCGGUGGAAGCGGCUACCGACAAGGUUCCAGCUCUGGAUCCUCUUCCUCCUCCUCACCAUCAUCAUCUCACGUGUCGUCCUCUGGUUAUGGCGGUACAUCGUCCUCCGGCCACGGAGGCGGAAUCUACAAGAGCGAGUCAACGCACACCGAGGAUGUCAAUCAGGACAUCUCCCGGCUGAGUUCGCGAACGCACGCUGCUAUGCAGGGCAGCGAAGAAUCCGUUGCUUCCGGAGGAACCCGACGCCGAAUGAAGAGCCAACAGGAUGGUCAAGCCUCGCGGCCAGAUUUGAUUACCGGCAUGCCGGCCAUCGAACGGGCAGCGCAAGGUCGUGGUGGAUUCCAGUCGGUCACAUUGAACUUGGGACCACUGAGCCGGCAGAAUGUUGAUGAUGAGGUGCGGCGCAGUAGUGCUGGAAGGAUUGCAACAGUGGAAAGUUCUACCAGUAGUGCGGUGUCACGAGAAAGUACGAGUUCACAUGGGGGUCACGCCUCCGGCCACGAAGAACGUCAGCAAUCUUCGUCGUCUUCAUCGUCGUCAAGUAGAACACAGUCGAGUUCCUCUUGGUCUUCGUCUGGAACGAGCACCAGUCAGCAUGGGGCUGGGACCGGUGGAAGUCAAACUGAAUAUACGCAGCACCAUUCGAGUGCCGCCUAUGGCGGAAUCCUCAAUGAAGAGGACGGCGAAGAUUACGUUGAUGAGUAUGACAACGAUGGCGAAGAUGGUUACGAUGAUCAGCAUGAAUCUCGUGGAAACUAUGGAUCAACUUACCACAGCACCCGAACAAACCCGAAUCAAGGUCACGACAAUAUCGAGCAGCGAUUCAAGCACUAUCAGCACUUCGACCGACGCCAGCGGCGUCAAGUCAUCGACGGGGAAGACGAGAACGAUCGGGCACUGAACGAAGCCCUCCAGUGUCGGGCCAUUCGGUGUGCCAUCAUUCGCUGUUUGGCCGGUCCAAUCGGUGACAAGGAUAUCGCCUUCAUCGGACUGCGCACCCGAGUGGUGGCGCACACCUUGCACAAAAUAUCCUCUGGGACGGGGAUCAAUUUUUCCACGAUGACGGUGGCCCGCGUUACGAGCCUCCCUUACAUCGGACGCCCGAAAGAGAUGCCCCUGAAGACGCAUGAAAUUCAGGUUAGGGCAACACCGGAACCGACUCCCAAACCGGACGUGAUUCCACUGUGGAUCGUGGUGCUGGCAGCCUGCGCCGGUACGAUCAUCCUGCUGCUACUGAUAUAUCUGCUGUCGAAGUGCGGUUUCUUCAACCGAAAUCGACCGACAGACUCGCAGGAGCGACAGCCGCUGAAUCGAAAUGGCAACUAUCAUGGUGAUGAACAUCUGUGAGGCGAGUGAAAAAUACGAAAAAAUCUCGAUGAUUCUAGUGAAAUGCCAAUUUCUGCUCGAACAAAAAAAAAACGAGCGAAGAUAAGUUUUAAUCAAUCGAAACGCUUAGAAACUGGCCAGGAUGCCGAACUGGUGGAACAGUUAAUUUGAUGAGAUUUUCCCUGGUUUCCCGCGAGCUGCUGACGAAAUCGAAUUGUAUUAACUAACUUUCGUACAACUUAAGCAUAAUUUAUAAUCGCCCCCGGCAAACCGUCUAGAAUCUCAACCUAACGCGCGAAUGAUCUGAAACAAGAAGUAGAAGUACGAUUAAAUCCUUACUUAGUAGUGAAACCUGCCACUGAAUAAUCUAGUGAAAAGCAAUAUCCACCCUAGACUUGCUCGAAGCGUCGUCGUCCAUCAUCAUAUUUCUAACCUAACUUACUCAUCUACUAUUAUCAUCAUCAUCAUCAUCGAUGUUGCACGAGUCGAAUUAAAAAACUUGAGCUAACUAGUCAAUUGAAUUUGAAUCUGACCUUCUCUUACACCUCCCAUCUCUAAUAGGUGCAAUUAAAGUGACAAACAAAAAUUAAUUACACUAACUAUCAGACGGAGAAAAAAACUAACCUUAAAAAAAAAGUCCAGAUGCAAUAUUUACACGAUUUGAGCACAGACCUCCGAACAAGUGGCUGAGAGAUAGAAUCUAGAUCGAACAAAAAAAAAAAAAACAAACCAACAAAAAGAUGCCUUAUUGUAGUUAUUUAUUGUUAGGAAAUUAUCUGAUUUAUGAGGUAGAGUAGGAGAGGGACGAAAAAACAAGCGCGAUGUUAAUGAAUUUUGGUGCCAUUUGCGAAUGUGGAAUAGAAAUCAAAGCUGUUGUUUGUUUUUACUCAAUGAUAAAUUUGAAAAGUAAAAAAAAAAACUGCGAACGAAAUAUGUUUAGCCAAGCCAUAGCAUGUGUAGUGUACAGUACCCGUUCCGUGUAGCAAAACCUGUGUAACAUACGAUUAGUCACUUAACUUUUUUUUGCUGCUCGUAUAGCGUACCGCUGUAUCGAUACAAUAAUUCUAAUUAAUAAUUUUCGAGUUAAACUGUCUAAUAAUGUAUUCGCUCCUAGUUUCGUUCGAUUUUACCCGAAAAAAAAGAGGGUAACCGUCAACCGUUGACUGUGUAAAUAAUUUUUUUUAUUCUUUUUGAAAUAGCGAACCGCAUGGAAAGAAAAAGAAAAUAUAGAAAACAGUUUAAUAACACCUGUAA